Molecule: messenger RNA, 1380 nt
Organism: Microplitis mediator
Lineage: Eukaryota; Metazoa; Arthropoda; Insecta; Hymenoptera; Braconidae
Gene: Pp4-19C
Product: serine/threonine-protein phosphatase 4 catalytic subunit
Exons: 6
Coding region: 290-1213 (307 amino acids)
Biological process (GO): double-strand break repair via homologous recombination; peptidyl-serine dephosphorylation
Cellular component (GO): nucleus; cytoplasm
Molecular function (GO): protein serine/threonine phosphatase activity
Source: RefSeq, a predicted model, not a curated record
AAUUGGUGGGAUCUCUGUGGACAUGGCCGGGUUUUAAUGGAUAUCUAUCGCUCCAAAAAUUUUGAGGUUGGCACAUAGUAGUUUGUUAGUUUGGACAAUUUUAUUGGUGAAAUAAUCGAAAUUUUAUCAAUAAUAUAUCUGUAAAUGUUGCCAUAUUAUUAAGUAAAUAAAAUUUUUUUUUCGUCUUGUAAAAAAUUUUAAACGUCAAAAUUUUAUCUCUCUUGUAGUAAUUGACUUUAUUUUGUGACUCAGAAGCGGCUGUUUAUCAGUUUCAGAUAAAUCGACUGCAAUGGCUGAUUCGAGUGAUUUAGACCGACAAAUAGAACAAUUAAAAAAAUGUGAAAUAAUAAAAGAAGCUGAAGUAAAAGCAUUAUGUGCUAAAGCAAGAGAAAUUCUUAUAGAAGAAAGUAAUGUUCAACGAAUCGAUUCACCUGUUACCGUGUGCGGUGAUAUUCACGGUCAGUUUUAUGAUUUAAAAGAACUUUUCAAAGUUGGUGGCGAUGUGCCCGAAACAAAUUAUUUAUUUAUGGGAGAUUUUGUUGACAGAGGAUUUUACAGUGUUGAAACAUUCCUUCUUCUUUUGGCGUUAAAAGUACGUUAUCCAGAUCGAAUUACAUUAAUCCGUGGUAACCAUGAAUCACGACAAAUAACCCAAGUAUAUGGAUUUUAUGAUGAAUGCCUUCGUAAAUAUGGAAGUAUUACAGUAUGGCGGUAUUGCACUGAAAUAUUUGAUUAUUUAUCUUUAUCUGCUAUAAUCGAUGGAAAAAUAUUCUGCGUACAUGGUGGCCUUUCUCCAAGCAUUCAAACUUUAGAUCAAAUACGAACAAUAGACCGGAAACAAGAAGUUCCUCAUGAUGGACCAAUGUGUGAUUUGUUAUGGUCUGAUCCCGAAGAUACUCAAGGCUGGGGAGUUUCACCUAGAGGCGCUGGUUAUUUAUUUGGUAGUGAUGUUGUAGCACAAUUUAAUUCUGCAAAUGAUAUUGAUAUGAUAUGCAGAGCUCAUCAGCUGGUUAUGGAAGGAUACAAAUGGCAUUUUAAUGAAACAGUCCUCACUGUAUGGUCAGCUCCUAACUACUGUUAUCGAUGUGGAAAUGUUGCUGCUAUUUUAGAAUUAAAUGAACAUCUUCAACGAGACUUUACAAUAUUUGAAGCUGCGCCUCAAGAAAGUCGAGGUAUACCUAGUAAAAAGCCGCAAGCAGAUUAUUUCUUAUAAAAUUUGUGUGUCGAGUCUUUAAUAAAAUAUAUAAUUAAAUUUAUAAUAUUUCUCCAUUAUAUUGCCAAGUACUUUUGGUAAUAAGACCAUUUAAUUAUUCUUCAUUUAAACUAUUGUAUUAUCAUCGGAAAUAUCUUUUAUAAGCAUUAAUAAAAAACCAAAUAUGA